Messenger RNA from Phascolarctos cinereus (koala), 2810 nucleotides. It is a transcript of the gene GATB, whose product is annotated as glutamyl-tRNA amidotransferase subunit B. NCBI's taxonomy places the organism in Eukaryota, Metazoa, Chordata, Mammalia, Diprotodontia, Phascolarctidae. Gene Ontology annotation, biological process: mitochondrial translation; glutaminyl-tRNAGln biosynthesis via transamidation. The record is from RefSeq and is a predicted model, not a curated record. Gene Ontology annotation, molecular function: glutaminyl-tRNA synthase (glutamine-hydrolyzing) activity. Gene Ontology annotation, cellular component: glutamyl-tRNA(Gln) amidotransferase complex; mitochondrion.
CGCCAGAAAGCGGUCACCUGACUCAGGCUCGGAGGCGCGAUGGCGGCGCCCAUACUGCGAUGCGCCCGUCCUGGACGGUGUUGGUCCUUGGACUACCGGCCCCGCCGCUCGAGAGCGCUUUUCGCCGAGCCCGUGCCGGGCCGGGUGAGAGGGCAGAGCUCCGCAGCGGCACAGGAGCCGAGGCCGGGUGCACAUGAGUGGGCAGCUGUGGUGGGCCUGGAAAUUCAUGCCCAGAUCUCUUCCAAUUCAAAACUUUUCUCCGGAUCUCAAGUUACCUUUUUAGCACCCCCUAAUUCAUUGGUUUCUUUUUUUGAUGCUUCGCUCCCUGGAACAUUGCCAGUUCUCAACAGGAGAUGUGUCGAGGCAGCCGUGAUGACAGGCCUGGCUCUGAACUGCACUGUAAACAAGAAGUCUUUGUUUGACAGAAAGCACUACUUCUACGCAGAUCUUCCCGCUGGAUACCAGAUCACCCAACAAAGGCUUCCCAUCGCCGUGAACGGGAGCUUGACAUACAGCCUUGGUGUGGGAGCCCAAUGGAGUCCAUCAGCCACCAAAACGGUGAGAAUCAAGCAGAUCCAGCUGGAGCAAGACAGCGGCAAGAGCCUUCACGAUGACACGAGGUCCCAGACGCUCAUUGAUCUGAACCGGGCAGGAGUUGGCCUUAUGGAGGUUGUCAUGGAACCCGAUAUGUCCUGUGGGAAUGAGGCAGCAACAGCCGUCAGAGAGCUUCAGUUGAUUCUUCGGGCCCUGGGGACCAGCCAAGCAAAUAUGGCAGAGGGCCAGCUGAGAGUGGACGCUAACGUAUCUGUGCAUCAUCCUGGGGAGCCUUUGGGAGUUAGGACCGAAGUGAAGAAUCUCAACAGCAUAAGAUUCUUGGCCAAAGCAAUAGACUAUGAAAUUCAGAGACAGAUUGAAGAACUUCAGAAUGGAGGCAAAAUUCUGAAUGAAACACGAGCAUUUGAUGAGAAACUUGGGUGCACCGUGUCCAUGAGGGAUAAAGAAGGAAAGCAGGACUACCGGUUCAUGCCAGAACCCAAUCUUCCCCCAUUGAUCCUGUAUGAUGCUGAGUCCCUGCCUGUGGCUGCAGACCCCCAGCAAGUGGUAAAUAUCGACUGGAUUCGAGAGAGACUUCCCGAGCUCCCCAGCGUGACCAGAGGGAGGCUUGUUGAACAGUAUGGGAUUCUGCCUGAACACAGCUUCGUCCUGUUGAAUGAGGAUGGACUAUUGGAGUUCUUCCAAACUGUGAUGAAAGAAACUAGGGCAGAACCAAAAAAAGUGAUUGGUUGGAUUCUUACCAUUUUCCUGGGUUAUUUAAAGCAGCGGAACCUUGCUGUCAGUGAGAGUCCACUCUCACCUUCUUCACUGGCCGAGCUCCUCAACCUUCUGGACAGCAAAGUCAUCUCUCUGCCCGCAGCUAAACAAGUUUUUGAGGAGUUGUGGCAAAACCAAGGGAAGACUCCAGGCCAGAUCAUUCGAGAGAAGAAACUUGAACUGCUGCAAAACCAAGAGGAGCUGGAAGAGAUAUGCCAGGCAGUGCUGGCCAAGCAUCCUCAGCAGGUCAUGGCAGUGAAGAAUGGAAACCAGAAAGUCGUGAAUAAACUGAUCGGGAUAGUCCGAAGGGCAACGGGAGGACGAGCAGACCCAGGCAGGAUAAAGCAGAUCCUGGAGAAGCAGCUGCAGUGAGCAGCUCUGGGGCUGGCUCCCUUUGGCUGGAACAUGAAGAAGGCAAACCAGCAUAGACUGUGUCUGGGCCCCUUCCCUAGGACCUCACGGCCACAGGCUCUGAUCUCAGGGUCUCAUUUUCUCCUGAGCCAAGCAGGAACCCACCAUGCUCACCCCAGAUCAGCAGCAUGCCAUCCUGACUUUACAAAAUGUCUUUCACUGGGUUCCACUCCCCAGACCGAGAUUACCAGGAAUUCUCCAUAGGAGAACAGAAGGUCUUGCUCCCGUGUUUGUUUCUAUGCCAGUGGGAGCUUAGGGGGUUUCAGUAAGAAAUGUAGCAGCAGCCUGAAGUCGCAGAUUCUAGAAUUCCGAAAUAAAUAAAUCAGGCUCGAUGAUUUCAAAGGAUGUACCAGCUUUUCUCUUUAGAGGGAAACAAAAAAAAAGGUAAAUCCCGUAAUUCAAGCACUAUAUUUUUAGCACUACAAAUUGGUUGGUUCAGGCAAAAGGAACUGCAGUAUCUGCACACAAGAUUGUGGUGGGAGGUGCGGGGGCAGGGAAACAAUGGUAUCGCCCCUACCUGCUCAUCACCCGAUUAAUAAGGAUGCUUUGGUUUUUGGCCCUUGAGGAUAUGAGGGACCUAGAGCUUUGGACACAAGGUCUAACUGAGAUCAUAUUAAAAAAAAAACAAAGGCAAAUAGAUGUUUUCAAAUAUUUUAAUGAAUAAAAUAUAUACCCAUACUUCACAUAAAAAAAUUAACUUACAAUUCAAAUAUUGUGCAGAUGACCCGAAAAAGCUGUAACAUUAGGUUGACUUGUUUUAUCCAGAAAGCAUAAUACUCUAACUUAGCAAAUAGAGACCUUGACCUUUAAAAAUAAUCAUCAUGCACUUAAUGUGACAUCCAAAUGAAGGUGGCCUUGCUUUUUAUUCAUGUCCUGUGACUCGUCACACCGUUUUGUCCACGAUGCACAGUAGGCCUCUGUAGUGUCUGACUCAGAGCUGGCUAUUAAAGAACAGUUUGGUUUUUUGUUUUCUUUUGUUUUGCUUUUAAAUCACAUGGGACAAAAACAAGAAAGUAAAAUCUUGCAGUGGCCCUAGCUUGAUACAAAAUGUCAUCAGCCGUUAAUAAAAACAAAAUGCAUAAAAGAUA